Acipenser ruthenus (sterlet) is the source of this 5463-nucleotide messenger RNA. RefSeq names its product serine/arginine repetitive matrix protein 3-like. The record is from RefSeq and is a predicted model, not a curated record. Bases 211 to 2103 code for a protein of 630 amino acids. The transcript has 15 exons. NCBI's taxonomy places the organism in Eukaryota, Metazoa, Chordata, Actinopteri, Acipenseriformes, Acipenseridae. Gene Ontology annotation, molecular function: mRNA binding.
AAAAGAGAGACACACUGGAGCAGAUUGAGGAUCCAACAUUGGCUGCGCAGACGAAACUAGACAGUGCGGUUUAACAAAAUAGGAGGUCGCCGCGUCAACUAAACAAUUUUAUAAGCUAGAAGCAGGGGUGAAAACAGAAGGCUGCUUGUGGCUAAAGGUCAAACAGCAAUCUAUCUACAAAUAGAGAGUGCUGGGAGCCAGGCGGAGGCCAUGUACGAUGGGGUGAGGGUGCCCUCUCCUCAGGAGAAUGCCAAUGGCUUCGCUCAGCCAGGAGCGUCCGCCAUCCACUCCAAACCCGAGGAGGAGGAGGAGGAGGAGGCCAGGGUAAUGGAACCUGUGUUGGUGAAGAAGGCCCACAGGGAAAUCCUGGAUCACGAACGGAAGAGGAGGGUGGAGCUGAAAUGCAUGGAGCUCCAGGAGAUGAUGGAGGAACAAGGGUAUUCAGAAGAAGAAAUCAGGCAGAAGGUGGGCACCUUUCGGCAGAUGCUCAUGGAGAAAGAAGGAGUGAUAACCAGGGAGGACCCACAUGCACGCUUCAUCAUUAAUCACAGAGCCCACUGCAGCGAGGAUCAGAGAGGGGAGCUGAGACUGGCCGAGGGAUAUGUUGAGGGAUGUGACUGCUAUGACAGGGAGGCAGCUAGCCAACGAGAGUACAGAAUGAAGAGCAAGUCAAGCACUUCACCCUCACCUCCACCCAAAAAGAAAAAGAAGAAGAAAUCUGGACACAGGAGAAGCCGUUUUGAGAGCUCGUCGCCACCGCGGAAAGAAAAGAAGAAGAAAAGUGGAAAGAAACACAAGCGAGACAGGUCUGCUUCUGGUUCCAGGAAGAAACGUAGAUACAGGUCUGGGAGCCCAAAGAACAAACAGAAAGACAAGAACAAACACAGAAAGAGAUCCCCUGUAGAAUCCCCCGGCAGGUCCCACCGAAGAGGGAGCUGCUGCAGCUCCCGCAGUGCCUCGCUGUCUUCAGUGUGCAGCUUAUCUACGUCUCCUAGCAGACAGACUCCCAAGCACAGAGCGGAUGGGCACAGGGCCUACUGCACCCCUUCCAGCCGCAGUGUGUCUCCCUCGCCUGCCCGAGGAGGCCAGCCCUCCCCCCCCAGGCAGAACGGAAAUCGGGACCCCACUAGGAACGGACGAGAGGACGAGGGGAACGAGCUCCCGGCAGAGAAAACCCAGGAUAGGUUUACAUUGUCCGGCUCUCCAAGGGUACAGCCCAAGCUUACCUCUGUGUCACCACGGCCGAAAGACAACAAGGUACAAAAAGUAAUCUCUAGGAGUCCUGGAAAUAUGUCCCCCACUCCCGGAGAGGGCUAUUCUGCUGAGUAUGUUGGGAGGCAUCGUUCCAGAUCCAUAUCAUCCAGCAAGCGCAGUGAGCGACAGAAGACUGCAGCUGAGGCACAUAGAGAGUCGGGACACUCCCCAAGCUAUACCGGCUACAGCAGCGACUCCGGACACUCGCAGCUCAGCCUCUCACAAAAGAGUAAAAGAAUGCAGUUGAAAAAGGCAAAGGACUUGCACGCAAAGCAACGGCAUCAUAGAGUCCGUGUCGUCGGUAGAAACAAGAGUUCCUCAACGUCGCCGCUCAAGCGCGAGAAACACGGCCGGCACAACUCGGAGAGGAAGAAGAGCUCGUCUCGCAGCCUGCGCCAGCGGAGCAGCUCCUGCAGCAGCAGCCGCUCCCCCUCCCGCGAACGGAGGAGCAAAUCCAAGUCCCCACACUCCAGGCAAAACGCGUCCAGAGAAAAAGACAGUGAGGCCAAAGCACACCACACUGAUACCGAGGCCAGAGCCAGGCGACGUUCAAGAAGUUAUUCUCCAAUCAGAAAGAGGAGACGAGACUCGCCCAGCUUCAUGGAGCCAAGGAGGAUUACGAGCGCACGCAAGCGACCCAUUCCGUACUACCGGCCUAGCCCGUCUUCACACAGCUCACAGAGCAGCGACUCUGCCCACAGUCGAAGCCGAAGCCGCACCUAUGACAGUGGCAGCAGCUACAGCCGCAGCAGGACUCUGAGCCGCAGCAGGAGUAGAUCCCGGACGCAAAGCCGCAACCACAGCCACAGCUACUACAGCCGGAGCAGCUCCGAGAGCGCCGGCUUCUAGAACUCCAACCACCGUCUCCAGGGGAACCAUAAUUCCACAAUCGCCCCGCCCCCUCUGAAUCGGAAACAAAGAGCUAUGUGAGCUGUGUUUCAUUAUAGCAGGAUAGAAUCUGUCAUUUCUCUGUGUGUUUCCUCCUCCCCUCCUUCAUGGAACCAGGAAUAACAAAAUAUAUUUUACAUUAAUGACUUAUGAUACUUGAUUGACGUUGUUCGGUAAAAUCUGCGUUUUUUCCAAUCCAGUAAGUUGUUGAGGAGCCUAAAGAACGAAAGCAUGUUGAUCAUAACCUGUAUUAUUAUAAAUGUGAUGAUGUGGUCUUGUCUCCAGGAAUAUGUAGUAAAUCCAUGCCCUGAAGAAGUAACUGCUGCGUGCCUCCUGAACAAGAUGAACUGGGCAUCAUGAAAACGUGAAGAUUCACUUUCACUUAGUAUGGGUUGGUGUUUCACUUCCUUGCUUCCUUCGUUAUGAUACCUUUCCGCUGUCCAGAUUCUAGUCUUUUCGGUGCUUAAACUCAACAAUGUACCCUGUAGGGACUGAAGAACAAGGUGUCAUAACACCUCAACAAAAAAAAAAUCUUCCACGUAGCAACAAGAACCAAAUAUUGGUAACUUCCUACAAUGAAAAGGCUGAAGAAAAGUGGACGUUUUUCUCUUGGAUGGCCGGUGAAACUUCCUAAAGAAGAUCAACGAAAAAACAACAUGUAUCUGAUGAUUAUAUAAUUGAACAACAUGUAUCUGAUGAUUAUAUAAUUGAACAACAUGUAUCUGAUGAUUAUAUAAUUGAACAACAUGUAUCUGAUGAUUAUAUAAUUGAACAACAUGUAUCUGAUGAUUAUAUAAUUGAACAACAUGUAUCUGAUGAUUAUAUAAUUGAACAACAUGUAUCUGAUGAUUAUAUAAUUGAACAACAUGUAUCUGAUGAUUAUAUAAUUGCCGUAAAGUAGUAAGAUUUCUUUUCAAGGCUUAAAAUGUUUGUUUGAGAGGCAUCUCCUAAAAAGGUUUGAAUGAUCUGUUCUGGUUAAACUAUGCACUGUAAAUACCAUAUUAUUUAAGAGGUGUAUCUUUUGAUACUCUCAGCAUGUUGUACUAGCAAAGAAACAAGUGAUUAUGUAGAGAACUGUGGAAUGCCCAGCACUUCAUUAUAAUUAAGAGAUCAGGACUUUUUCAAAAUCUAAAUCUAAGCACACAGAUUCAUUAUUUUCACCUUUAAUUUAUUUUAGUUAGUAAAUGGUUUCCUAUUCAGGGCUGGAGUACAUACAGUAUUCGUUCAAAGUGUAUAUAAAGAGUCGAUGGUAAUAACUUUUAAUGAAAGGAUUUUAAUUACACCAGCCAUAAACAAAUGCAGCACACCACACCACACCAAUAGCCAAAUUGAUAUUGGCAUGUGUGCUAGCACUAUGCAGCUCUACAAUUUUGUUAAAAAACGAGAACAUUAGUAACACAGACUGUGAAUGUGGUCCAAAGAUUAUACUUACAGUCUACUGCUCACUCUACAUGGAUCAAACGCAUUUAGGGCAGAGGCCCAGGUGAAGGGCUUUACCUGCACAUCCUACCACCACUACUGUAAGUACUCCAAUCCCACGACGUGAAGCCUGUGUGGAACCAGGUGUGGUUGAGAAAAACACAAUACUAUUCUGAUCUGAUAUUUCAAGCAGCAAGUGCAUUUCAUUCCCAGUAUUGAAGGGUUACCUUCGGAGAUGAGAAGUCGCUACUUGACGUUAUUGUUUACUCCUACCCUCAGUCACUUCUCAUAUUUUGUAAUUUGCGUGACUAAGCUUAUUUUGCUUCCAGUGUUUACUGUAUAUGCCCUGUUGCUGUAGUAAUGUGUUUUACAUCUAAAUCAACUUAGUUGAAGAUACCCACUUUAUUUCCCAAAUGUUGACACAAUAUACAGAGGUAGGAAAAAGUUGUAAACACACUCCAAGCUUCUUUUUCUUCCAAAGAAGUAAUUCCCUGUCGGAGAUGGAAAGGUAUUAAUCGGACACCUAAUUGUCUCAGCUUCUGAAGGCUAUAUCUUGGGAACCACUAGCCUUGUUUUGUGUGGCUGUUCUCCAUUUUGACAUACUUGCCAUGGUAAUGAUACAGUGUUUAUAUGCUUGGUGUUUGCUAGUGACCUACCUUGAUUCGAUAUCCAGUUUGACAGGCAACAACCAAAAUGACUAUGUUUGAUAACCUAUGAAUCAACCUAAAGGACAGUAAAUAAUCACGAUAUUACAUGUUGGUUUGCCAUUUUCCAUAACUAUGUAAAAAAACAAACAAACAGAUAAUUCACUCUUAUAUUACUUGUUAAUGAAAUAUACAUUUGUAUUUAUUUAUUUAUUUAUUUAUUUAUUUAUUUAUUCAUGUAUUUAUUUAUUAAUAAUGGGGGUUGGCAAGCUGAAUCAAAAUGCUAAGACAGGAUAUGAAUAAUAAUAGUUUAUAAUAAUAAUGAAUAAUAAUCAUUUAGGUACAAAAAUGGUAUAAAAUGGCAGCUGAAUACCUCCAGGUGCCAUUUUAUAUAAUGUUUGUAUUCUUUGUGGUUGAUUCUGAGUUCUGUUUCUCCAAUACUGAGAUUUAACAAUUGCCCAUCUUGUGGAUCUCUAACUAGCACUGUGGAGUCUUCCUGUCAGUUGUGUUUGAUUUACAUCUCUCUGAGUCUAUGACCUUUCAACUAUUUCAGCUUAUCCUGCUUAAUAUUAGCCUAUUACUAUAGAACUCAGAUCCAUUCACAAAGAUUGCAAACAUAAGAACACAAAAAAACAUGAAAAUGGCAGAGAUGAAGUUAUUUCCUCUUCAAAAAUCAAUCCAGUUGGGUUUAGCAUCAAAGCUUUGGUUCAUUCCCCUGGCUCCAGAUCGAACAGAAUAUUUUGAACAGGCUGGCGUUUUAUCAAGAUGUACAAAACUGCUUUCCAAAAACUAGCUGGAUAGCACAAGCAAGGCACCAGGGGUUAACUAAAUAAAAGGAAUUACAGGUGUAAGUUCCUUGAUAUCGUGUUUAUGAACAAUCUGCUGAUAUUGACACAGCGAUUGUGACUGACCCUCUGUUGCGUGAUACUGCUACUUGUCUAUAGUCCCCGAAGUGAAGCUUUUGUACAAAUUGCUGAGGAGGUAAUAUGUUGUAUAGACAAUACAUUUCCAGUCUGUGUUUUCAAUUUUUGUACUGGUCUUAAUGCUGGUGGUGUGACAGGGAACCUUCAGUCUUCCUGGUUUGUUUAAGUCUCUGUCACUUGCUGAGUGUUACAUUUUUUAAAUGUAAUCUAAACAGCAAAUAAAAAAACAAACCACAGCAACACAAAUCUGUGAAAAGACAUGUUCACCUUUGGACUGUAUACCCAUCGUAGUAGCCGUAGUUAUACUAGUUCAUAUAAUAAAGCAUAUUAUAAAU